This is a messenger RNA of Helobdella robusta, 1394 nucleotides long. RefSeq lists its product as hypothetical. Gene Ontology annotation, cellular component: nucleus; cytoplasm. NCBI's taxonomy places the organism in Eukaryota, Metazoa, Annelida, Clitellata, Rhynchobdellida, Glossiphoniidae. The transcript is spliced from 12 exons. The record is from RefSeq and is a predicted model, not a curated record. Gene Ontology annotation, molecular function: MAP kinase activity; ATP binding. Bases 333 to 1394 code for a protein of 353 amino acids. Gene Ontology annotation, biological process: protein phosphorylation; intracellular signal transduction.
UGUGGUUUGAAAUAGGAUCGGUGUUGUUGUUUUGUGUUGCAAAAGUUUUCAUUUUGGUUGACUUUAAACUCCCGUUUGGUCAUUUCCAUGUGAAUCGAACUCGUCGCUACAAUUUUUUUUGCCGACAAAAGCUAACUCGAGCUAACUUGCAAGGAAUCUCAGUUUUAUUUUUGAAUUAAAAUUUAAAAAUUAAAAGUCAGCAACAGGAAGCGCAGUUGAGAUUUGAAAGGUGUACGGACAACAAACUCCUGAUUUAUUCGCUGCAAUAAGAGUUAAAUCUCCCCACCUACCUAACUAAGUUCUUCUGAAACCGUCAGAAGCAUCGGCAAAAAAUGAUCAAACCUAAUUUUUACAAAAUUGAGUUGAACAAGACAGAAUGGGAGGUUCCAAUGAAGUACCAGAGCCUCACACCUGUUGGAUCCGGAGCAUACGGACAAGUCUGUUCGGCUUAUGACACAGAACGCAAGAUCAAAGUUGCCAUCAAAAAGUUGGCUCGACCCUUCCAGACACCCAUCCAUGCCAAGAGAGCAUUCAGGGAGAUUCGACUGCUCAAACACAUGCACCAUGAAAAUGUUAUUGGUCUGCUGGAUGUCUUCACACCAACCGUUCACACGAAAGAUUUUGAAGAUGUUUACAUGGUCAGUUUGUUGAUGGGGGCCGACCUGAACAACAUCGUCAAGACUCAACGUCUCAGUGAUGAUCAUGUUCAGUUUCUCAUCUAUCAGAUUCUCAGAGGGCUAAAGUACAUCCAUUCGGCUGGCAUCAUACAUAGGGAUUUGAAACCGAGCAACAUAGCUGUGAAUGAGGAUUGUGAACUGAAGAUACUUGACUUUGGACUUGCCCGCCACACAGAUGAUGAGAUGACGGGGUAUGUGGCCACGAGAUGGUACAGAGCUCCUGAGAUCAUGCUCAACUGGAUGCAUUACAAUCAGACUGUUGAUGUUUGGUCAGUUGGAUGCAUCUUGGCAGAGUUGAUUAUGGGCAAACCUCUCUUCCCAGGGACCGACCACAUUGACCAGUUGAAGAAGACCAUGAAGCUGACGGGCACACCCAACCAGGAACUUCUCAGCAAGAUCACCAGUGAUGAGGCGAAGAAGUUCAUUCAGUCGUUGCCUGUCAUGUCGAAGAAGGAUUUUAAGGCAUACUUCCAUGGAGCCAACCCCCUAGCCAUAGAUUUGAUUGAAAAAAUGCUGAACCUUGACCCCGACCAUCGCAUCACCACAGAACAAUCACUGGCACAUCCAUACCUUGCCCAAUACUCGGACCCCUCUGAUGAACCGACUGCUGAACCUUUUGAUCAGUCCGUUGAGGAGAAGGACCUGGACAUCAAUUCGUGGAAAAAAUUGAUAUACGAAGAGAUCUGCAGUUUUGUGCCACCAGAAAUCAUUGACUAA